Molecule: messenger RNA, 243 nt
Organism: Neurospora tetrasperma FGSC 2508
Lineage: Eukaryota; Fungi; Ascomycota; Sordariomycetes; Sordariales; Sordariaceae
Exons: 2
Coding region: 1-243 (80 amino acids)
Source: RefSeq, a predicted model, not a curated record
AUGGUUGAUCCCGGACAUUUUCCCAAGUGUCUAGAAUUAAGUGUCUAUGCGAGAGGUGCAUGUUCCGUUAUGACUCCGCUCCGUCAUCCCGUCCACGAUGGUGAAAGUCGAUCACUCCAGUGCAGUUCAAUGAUGAUCUUGCCUCCCUCGUCCGAUCUUGACAUGCAAAGAAAAAAAAAGUCACAUUCUCGCCUUUCAUACGGUCUUGCCCUUUAUGCCUUUCCUUUUGUAGAAGGUCGAUAG